Messenger RNA from Kalmanozyma brasiliensis GHG001, 2277 nucleotides. Its product is annotated as PAS domain protein. Bases 1 to 2277 code for a protein of 758 amino acids. Gene Ontology annotation, molecular function: zinc ion binding; DNA-binding transcription factor activity, RNA polymerase II-specific. Gene Ontology annotation, biological process: regulation of DNA-templated transcription. Lineage: Eukaryota; Fungi; Basidiomycota; Ustilaginomycetes; Ustilaginales. The transcript has a single exon. The record is from RefSeq and is a predicted model, not a curated record.
AUGACGGAGUCUGACCAACGUGGCGGUUCCGGCCAAGCCAAGCUACCCUCGCUGGGCUCAUCCCUCUCUCGCCCAUUCGACUCGUCCAGCUUGCGACGCCAGCCGCUCUCGCCGCCUCUUCUCCCCUCUUCCUCAUCCGGGCCUCUGCCGCCACCACCACCCACUCGGCUCCACUCGUAUCAUCACCCUAUCGCAGCAUCUUACACCUCGAGCAGCAGCUACAACGAGCGCAACCGCCAGGCAGCACCAUCACUCUGGAAGGAGCCUCGUCCACCUCCCCUCGAGCAUCGAGUCUCGGAAGGCGCCGGCGCUUCUUCCUCCUUUUCCCGGCUUCUCCCGCCUCUCACAAGCUCCAACUCGAACAGCAACGCCUUCCAACUGCCUUCCUUGUCGGCAAGCCUGCCGUCCUCGACAUCUUGGCAUGGUCGCGAACUGGCCUACCAGCCCGGCCAGCAUACCCAAGCAGCUCAUAUCGCUUCCUCGCAUGCAUCGAGAGACGCAUACUCUAACGAGCAGAGAUCCGUCGGCCAGGAUCCAAAGCUGCUGUCGCUGUCUGGCCAGCUCCGCGACUUGAACAGGCCCCUUCUCGUAGACUCGUCGCCCUCUGGUCUCACCUCUCCCGGCGCCGAUGAACGCAGCCAGGCCAGUCGCAAGCAAGCAAAGGCGCAUGUGCCUUCUGCCUGUCUCAACUGCAAACGUGCACAUCUGGCCUGCGACGUGGGCAGACCGUGCCGACGCUGCAUCAACCUGGGCAAGAGCGACACCUGCAUCGAUGUGCAACACAAAAAGCGCGGUCGACCUCGCUUGAAGGACCGACCUUCCUCGCAGGCAGGUGUGCCCACCUUGCAGACGCUCGAAGGCAAAAGCGACAACUCUGGCUCGCCCGCCUCCGGUCCCUAUACGCGCCAGUCUCCUGGCUCUGAGCAGGGCUACUUCCGAUCGCCCACGCGCACCAACGACAUGGUCUCCCCGCCGCUGCUUUCCUCGAGCGCCGUCAUGCAGGUCUCUGGUAGGACACACGGACCGGGAGCGCAUCCUCGCAGCGCUUCCAAUUCGGUCUCGGCUUCGAGCUAUCCCUACUCGCGACCCGACCAUCUGCGUCAUCCGAUGGAGGUCUCGAGCAGCCAUGGAGCCGGUCACCCGAUCGCACCUUGGUCGUAUCAAUCACAGCAUCCAACCCACGUGCCCGACCGUACGCAUCCGAUGACCGGACGACAUCAUUCGCAUUCGCUGUCGUACGAGCAGCCGCAGCAUCCACAUCACCAUCAGCCGCAGCAGCCGCAGCAGCACGGUCUGUACGCUCACCCUGCAUCGCAUCCUUCAUCUAACGUGCAAACGGCCGAUGCAGCGGCGGAGACCUCUGAUGGCAUCGUGUCUGCCGUGGUCACGAUGAUCUGCUCCACCAAUCUGCAGUGCGCUCGCAGCUCGGAAGAGUGCAUCGCGCUGCUCGGGUACAAGCCGAGCGAACUCAACGAGCGAUCCUUGUUCGAGCUGGUCCAUCCCUCCGAGACGAGUCGAUUGCAAGAGAUUUGGACAUCGCUCAUCGACCCGGUGGGCGUGAUUCCUCAAUCGGUACCGGCUGCUGCGGACGUGGUGAUGAGCACGCCGGCCGCUCGUCUGAUGGCACCCGCUGCCGGUACGAUCUUUGUGCAGGAGAACAUGCGUCUGAGGCAGCGCAACGGCAUGUACGACUUCUACAGCGUCCGACUUCAUCUGGGCGGUGGCUUUGGCGUGGAUCUGUAUCGCAGAGAGACGCUCGACCGAGCUUAUAUUGUGGCCAGCCUGCUCAAGCUGGGUAACGACGCUGUGCAUCCGGAUCCGUCGAUUUUGCGUGCUCCGUACUCGCACGACUCUUCUCCAUCGCAAGGCUUCCGCACCCCGGCGGGACCACAAGCACACGGACGCGCCAUGCAAUCUGCUGGACAGCAUCAGCGUCAUCCUUCUGACUCGCUUCAUCAGCGUCCCUCGCACCUCGAAAGCAACACUCGCAGAGACGACGAGCCACCGCAGUCUACGUCAGUCCCCAAUGGGCUGUCACGUCAAGACUCUUCACGAGGCGUCAAGCGCAGCAGCGCCGAGAUGGACCUAGACGAGCCAGCGGCGUCAUCGCAUCCGGCAUCGUCUCGAACUGCGUCGCAUACCAACGGAGCAGCUGCAAAUGCAUCGACAUCCUACCCCGCCUCCAAGACCGCUGCCUGCUCGCCGCCUCCUGUCGUUCGCUCGCUGCUCACGGACCGAACGCGUGGCAACACCGGCCGUGACGGCAUUCUCUGCUGA